Diachasma alloeum is the source of this 636-nucleotide messenger RNA. RefSeq names its product ionotropic receptor 75a-like. The transcript has 3 exons. Gene Ontology annotation, cellular component: membrane. Gene Ontology annotation, molecular function: ligand-gated monoatomic ion channel activity. The record is from RefSeq and is a predicted model, not a curated record. NCBI's taxonomy places the organism in Eukaryota, Metazoa, Arthropoda, Insecta, Hymenoptera, Braconidae. Bases 1 to 636 code for a protein of 211 amino acids.
AUGUUUCUGUUUCGUCACCCGAAGGAUGCAACUCUGAGGAAUAAUUUCCUGAAGCCAUUCACCAAUGACAUCUGGUGGAUGAUCUUGGCUGUGGGAACUGUAUAUUGGGUUUCAUUGUGGAUCACUGUGAAGAUUCAGAUCCAUUAUAAUGAGAGUUAUAUGAAUAGGAAAGAGGCUAGGGGUGCGUUUGAAAUACCUGGCUCUGAAAGCGGUUUGAUAGCAUUGGCAGCUCUUUCUCAACAAGGUUUGAGUGAGGGUCUCCAGAUCAUUUCUGGCCGAAUAGUUUUUCUCUUCCUGUUUCUAUGGGCACUUCUUCUCUUUCAAUUCUACUCAGCGAAUGUCGUUGGGUCUCUACUAACAUCUCCUCCCCGAACCAUCAAUACAAUAAAAAAUCUGAGCGAUAGUCAACUCGACGCUGGAACCGAGGACAUUCUCUGGAUUUAUGACUACUUUAAUAUUAUGAAGACUCCUUCGCACAUCGAAUUAUAUCAGAAGAAGAUAAAGCCGAGCAGCAAAAGGCCAGAGGGUUCCUUCUGGACAGCUGUGGAAGGUAUGCAGAAAGUGAAGAAAGGAGGAUUUGCUUUCUACAUCGACACUGCGACUGGUUACAACUUGGCGCAGGUGAAUGCUUCCUGA